ACCCUGGGGGCAGAGGCCCGAGACCCGCGUGUGAGGCGCUCGAACCCCGUCCUCGCGUCCAGGGCCGCGGUGUUCGCAGCGCCGAAGAUGUGCGGGCGGACGUCCUGCCACCUGUCCAAGGAGGUCCUCGCCCGGGCCUGCGCCUACCGGGACCGGCAGGGCCAGCGGCGGCUCCCAGAGUGGAGGGACCCGGACCGGUACUGCCCGUCGUACAACAAGAGCCCGCAGUCCAGCAGCCCGGUGCUCCUGUCCCGGCUGCACGUGGAGAAGGGCGCAGACUCAUCUGAGCGUGUCAUUGCUCCCAUGCGGUGGGGCUUGGUCCCAUCUUGGUUUAAAGAAGCUGAUCCUUCCAAGCUGCAGUUCAACACUAGCAACUGCCGUAGUGAUACCAUAAUGGAGAAACGGUCCUUUAAGGUGCCUCUGGGAAAGGGAAGGCGCUGUGUUGUUUUAGCAGAUGGUUUCUAUGAGUGGCAGCGAUGUCAGGGAACAAACAAGACGCAGCCCUACUUCAUCUACUUCCCCCAAAUCAAAACAGAAAAGUCAGAGAGCAUCGGUGCUGCAGACAGCCCUGAGGACUGGGAGAAAGUCUGGGACAACUGGAGGCCGCUGACGAUGGCCGGGCUCUUUGACUGCUGGGAGCCCCCGGAGGGAGGAGAGUGCCUGUAUUCUUACACCAUCAUCACAGUGGAUUCCUGCAAAGGCUUGAAUGACAUCCACCACCGGAUGCCUGCCAUAUUAGAUGGAGAGGAGGCAGUCUCUAAGUGGCUGGACUUUGGGGAGGUCUCAGCUCAAGAAGCUCUGAAGUUAAUUCACCCCACAGAGAACAUCACCUUCCAUGCAGUCUCUUCCGUGGUGAACAACUCCCGAAACAACACUCCUGAGUGUCUGCUUCCUGUUGACUCGGUGGUCAAAAAGGAGCCCAAGGCAAGUGGCAGCAGCCAGAAGAUGUUGCAAUGGCUGGCCACAAAGUCGCCCAAAAAGGAAGACACCAAAGCACCCCAAAAGGCAGAGUCAGAUGUGCCCCAGUGGUCCAGCCAGUUCUUGAAGAAGAGCCCGCUCUCCCACAGGAGAGGCGCUGACCUCCUGGAGCGAUGGCUGAAGCGGGAGAAGGAGGAGGAGCCUGUGGCCAAGCGGCCUCACACCCAGUAGCGCAGGACUUACAGAGGCCAAGGCCAAGGCGUGCUGCACUGAAUACCAUGGUGAUGACAGGUUGGGGGGUGGGGGGUGUUCCUUGGAGGAGGUAGCACGGUGUUAACAGUUGUGGCUUCUUGGGGGAGGAGGUGUCCUGUGACCGGGGAACCCCAGUGGGGUGGGGGGGCAGCCUGGGAAAAGGGAGAGGUACCACCAUCAACUCAUGAUGGGGGGCGGGGGGGCCUUGUGCCCACAGCUGUCUCCUGGUGGCCCAGGGACCUUCCCUCAGAGUCUGACCCUGCUGGCGGUUCUCAGCGUGACCUGGUAGUGCUUAGCAGAGGCUGUUUUCUGUUUAGCCUUCGGGCUCUUUCAGUGCUUUGGAAUUAAGUUCUUAAAACAUUGUAUUUUUUUCUGAAUAAAGUGUUUGAUAAACUGUU
This is a messenger RNA of Lagenorhynchus albirostris (white-beaked dolphin), 1568 nucleotides long. RefSeq names its product 5-hydroxymethylcytosine binding, ES cell specific (gene HMCES). The transcript has 6 exons. The coding region runs from base 88 to 1149 and encodes 353 amino acids. Gene Ontology annotation, molecular function: single-stranded DNA binding. NCBI's taxonomy places the organism in Eukaryota, Metazoa, Chordata, Mammalia, Artiodactyla, Delphinidae. Gene Ontology annotation, biological process: DNA damage response. The record is from RefSeq and is a predicted model, not a curated record.